AUGAGCAGCGCCAGCGCAGUUGGGGGCUAUGCUGGGACUGGGGCGGACCCUCGCCUUGUGAUCGGAACUGUGGGACAAAAGGCCUUGUUACCUUCUGGGCUUCAAGUCAAAAGGAGCAAUGUUGAGAUUGUGUGGAAACACCUAUCAUCCCGCACCAGAAUACUAGAAUAUACAAAAGGGAAAAUUAAAACUUGUAACACCAAGUACAAGGGACGAGUAAAUCUUCAUCUCAAUGACUUCAGUCUGGAAAUUUUAAGUCUACAGACACAGGACACAGGAGAUUACGAGGUAACUGAAACACUGGAUACGGGAGCACAGAGUGUGUCCACAGUCCGACUGGAGGUAUACGAGCCUGUGUCAGGAACACAGAUCUCGUUUCAGCACAACGGCAUCUGCAACUUCACCCUGACCUGCUCCGUGACCUCUGGCGACCCCACCAGCUUCAGGUGGUGGAAGGGAGGAGAAGCUCUGGGAAACGACAGCACCCAUCACCUCCGGGAACACGGAGAACGUUGA
This is a messenger RNA of Amblyraja radiata (thorny skate), 516 nucleotides long. RefSeq names its product SLAM family member 9-like. Gene Ontology annotation, cellular component: membrane. Lineage: Eukaryota; Metazoa; Chordata; Chondrichthyes; Rajiformes; Rajidae. The transcript has 4 exons. Bases 1 to 516 code for a protein of 171 amino acids. The record is from RefSeq and is a predicted model, not a curated record.